Messenger RNA from Dentiscutata erythropus, 1482 nucleotides. NCBI's taxonomy places the organism in Eukaryota, Fungi, Glomeromycota, Glomeromycetes, Diversisporales, Gigasporaceae. The record is from the annotation of a GenBank genome assembly.
AUGCCAAAAAGAAGUCUAAUCAUUAGAACUAAAAAGGCAGCCCAGACAAAACAAAGUCGAUCUCCAAAUGUGGGUGCUGAACAUAGAUCAAAACGUCUUGCCAGCAAAGAAAGUCAAAAUAUAGCUAUAACUGAUUUGCAAGAGCCAUUAAGCGCCACACGAAUUCUCUCCAACAAACAAGCUUGUAACUCUCCUUCCAAAGCUCAAAAUGUAGCUACUACGAAAACUCAAAAUGUAGCUACUAUGGAAGGUCAAAAUAUAGCUACUACGGAAAGUCAAAAUGUAGCUACUAUGGAAGGUCAAAAUAUAGCUACUACGGAAGGUCAAAAUAUAGCUACUACAGAAGAUCAAAAUAUAGCUACUAUGGAAGGUCAAAAUAUAGCUACUAUGGAAGGUCGUACUACGGAAAGUCAAAAUAUAGCUACUACAGAAGGUCGAAAUAUAGCUACUAUGGAAGGUCGAAAUAUAGCUACUAUAGAAGGUCGAAAUAUAGCUACUAUGGAAGGUCGUACUACAGAAUGUCAAAAUAUAGCUACUAUGGAAGAACAAGUUCACAACUUUUCCUCUGGAACUAGCAGCACUUCAAUUUCAGAAACCAAUAGUGGCAUAUUAGGUAAACCACAAUAUACAAAUCGUAGUUUUUUCGCACCAGACUAUGAAUUUAAAUCUAUUGGAUUAAACUUUAGUUUAUAUAAAGAGCAUAUGACUACGUUUUUAGAUGACGAUGAAGAUAAUUAUUCCGUAAAUCAGCUAUUUGCUUCAGAUGCAACAGUAUUUGAGAUAGCAACAAAAGUUGCAAAUCGUCCCGAAAUUCUUCAUAUAGCCAAUAUGAUAUAUCAAAGUAAACAACAAAGGUGGGAUCAACCUUCUACAUCUCAAGAGUUUCCAUUCAGAGAACAAUCAACAUCAUUACCAAAUCCAGAACAACUGUCAAUCAAGGAAUCGACUUUAGAGGUGAGGCUCCGUAUAUGGCUUGAAGAAUUAAAAUGUCUAUUUCUUCGAACUCAGAACCCAUCACAAGCAGCAUUCGACAAGUUGGUGGCUGCAACAUUGCCAAGUUUUAAACUUGCAGAUGAUGAUUUUCAGCAACUUCUCGAGAAAUCCAGGUCAAUGUUUAAUGAUUUUCGGCAUGUUUUUAAUAAAGACCUCAAGAACAUUGCAUGCGACAAUUGCAAUGAGGAUGCCCUGGAUAAAAAUGCAUUAAGUAGAUAUAUUGAUUACAAUAUUACAAAAAAAAUCCUAAAAAGGUAUCUUGCAUGUGCAAGGGAAUUAGAAUUUGCAGAGAUGACUCGAGAUGCACUAAAAAGAUUUGUCCAAGCAGCUUUCAAGUUACAUGUUACUCACACUCACAAAGAAGCCCAACGUGAGUUCAGUUCAUAUAAAAAAGUUCUAGAUGAAAUCAAAAAUAUGAACUCUAUUACACUAUCACUUGAUAUUCCUACACGUGGAAAGUCAGAUAUAUUAAGAAUAUUUACUGUAUAA